Formica exsecta is the source of this 1837-nucleotide messenger RNA. It is a transcript of the gene mldr, whose product is annotated as mitochondrial ribonuclease P catalytic subunit. The coding region runs from base 244 to 1797 and encodes 517 amino acids. Gene Ontology annotation, biological process: tRNA 5'-leader removal; mitochondrial tRNA 5'-end processing. Gene Ontology annotation, molecular function: protein binding; ribonuclease P activity. Gene Ontology annotation, cellular component: mitochondrial ribonuclease P complex; mitochondrion. Lineage: Eukaryota; Metazoa; Arthropoda; Insecta; Hymenoptera; Formicidae. The record is from RefSeq and is a predicted model, not a curated record. The transcript has 5 exons.
UCUAUUCUAUAUAUAUAUCUAUGGAUAUGUAAAUUGUUUGACACAAUGCGCGAGAAGGUUAAGAAUUGUGCGUGCAUUUUUCUAUUACAAUUUUUAUAAAAGUGGCAUGAAAAUUUUAAUACAACCUCAACACGCAAAUUAUAUCUUUUAUUAUAUUUAUGGGCUUAAUAUUAUUGAAUAAAAUUUUUAUGGAUUUUUAUGGAAUUUUUAGGAUUAGAUAAUAUCUUAUGUACAAUAAGAUAAAUGGGAAUGUUUUGUAAAAUAUACCGACCAUUAUGGUCCUGGCAUUGUAAAUUUCACAGAAGCGCAUAUUUUUUGUUAGACUAUAUUCCUAAUUCUAGGAAAACCAUCCCCUUAAAUGUUAUUAUCGCAGAAAACACAGAUAUCUAUAAGAAAAUAAAGGCAAAUGAAAAUAUAGAAUGGGCGAGCAUACGAGAAAAAUUUCUUCAAAUUCAACAAAUCACUCCAGCCAUUGUAGAUUCCACAAUUAUAGAUAUAUGUCUUAAAAACUUUCAAGUGGAUACAGCUAUUGCAUAUUUUAAAUAUCUGAGAGAAAACAAUUAUCCUCUGAAUGUGGCAGUGAUCGGAAAAUAUCUGAGACUCUAUUUUCUGAAACGCAAGUCCUUGACUGAUAUUGAUAAAACAGAAAUUGUAGAAACAUAUAAUGCCUUAAGAAAGCAACAUCCAUAUCUGGACUCUGUUACAGCUGAACAUUGUGUAGUAAGUUUGUGUUUAACAGAUCAGUGGGAAAAAACAUAUGAAAUAAUGGAAAUGAUGAAGAUUACUACCAGUCCAGGUACAUCUGUGUAUUCUGCACUAGCUAGCGCAGCAUUUAGAAAUGGAAAACCUGACAUUGCAUGGAAAGCAUUAUUAGAAAUAACAUCACGCAAACUAAUUCCACAAAAUAUCGUAUAUACAUCACAUCUUCAAUAUUGCGAACUAGAAGAACAAAUUUUUAAUGAUAGAAUGGAAGAGAUGUUUAAAUUUUGGGCUGAACACAGCAUGAGGCCAUAUAAUCGUGUCAUAAGUGCAUAUAUUGACGCAGCUACCAAAUAUGGCUGGUCUGCAGCACCCACUACUAUCUCCACUACAGGUAGUUGUAGACAUUGUGGCCAUUCCUUGUUGGAGAUAACAUUCAGUGAAAAGAAUUUUCGGGAUCUAGCCGAGUCUAUCAUGAAAAGGGUGAUUGUAGGAUCGGAUAUUUACUGCAAGACCAAUCCGCAAGAAUUGCAAAGAUUUAAAAAAUUCAUUGAGGAAACUAAACCCUAUGACAUAGUGAUUGAUGGACUCAAUAUGACUUAUAUUCAAAAUAAUUAUGCACCUGUAUUACAAACGUUGAAUAAAGUGAUUGACUACUUCAGUAAACGUGGACAAAAGAUACUUGUGUUAACACGAAAACAUCAGAAGAAGCUGCCUAUUUUCAAAUACAUAGAGCAGCGUGCACUUGUCUUUUUGACAGACAACCUGUCUGUUGAUGAUCCUUACCUACUUUAUGCAACCAUAUCAAGUGGCAAGAAUGCAAAAUUUGUGUCAUUGGAUUUAAUGCGACAGCAUAAGCACUCUUUAAAAGACAUGCACUUACAAAGAGAAUUUAGGAAAUGGCAAUGCUCGCAUCAGUACUUUGUAAUGAAAAGCGCAACCGGUAUACAUAUUCAGGAACCUUUCGUUUACAUGCCAACUGUGCAAAAAAAUGGUGACUGCUGGCAUGUGCCUUAUGUCAAUGAUGAUUUUACUUAUGCAGAAUCGUAUGAAUUCCCAGAUAAAUGGUACUGUUUAAAGUACAACAAAAGUAAAUAAAUGUUACAAAAUAAAUUUUGUUAUUAAAUAUAUCGAUGUU